Messenger RNA from Hirundo rustica (Barn swallow), 5487 nucleotides. RefSeq names its product BCDIN3 domain containing RNA methyltransferase (gene BCDIN3D). Lineage: Eukaryota; Metazoa; Chordata; Aves; Passeriformes; Hirundinidae. Gene Ontology annotation, molecular function: O-methyltransferase activity; RNA methyltransferase activity. The record is from RefSeq and is a predicted model, not a curated record. The coding region runs from base 1 to 1041 and encodes 346 amino acids. Gene Ontology annotation, biological process: miRNA metabolic process; negative regulation of pre-miRNA processing. Gene Ontology annotation, cellular component: cytoplasm. The transcript has 3 exons.
AUGGCGACGCCGGGGGAGGAGUUCAAAGGGGACACACGGAUGGUCGGCGGCGGGACAGGGCCCAGACAGAGUUUUUCACGCAAAAACUCUAAAAUCUCUUCUUUUCGCCCCAAAGGGGCUGUGGCUGCCCUGGUGGCGCUGUCCCUUGUCCCUGUUGCCCGCCCCGCGUCGCCCUCCUCGGAACAUUUCUGCCUCGGAACGUUUCUCUUCAAGUUGCGGUUCCCGCCCGGCGCAGGGAGCGCGGUGGGAAAAUGGCGGCGCCCAUCAGCCGGGGGGAGCCGCGACUCCGAGCCCGGCGCGGCUCCCUACGGGAACUUCCCGAAUUAUUCCCGGUUCCACCCGCCCGAGGAGCGCGUCAGCCUCCUGCCCCACGGGCUCCUGCGCAGCCUCUUCCCCACGGCCACACGCCCGCUCCUCGGGCUCGAUGUGGGCUGCAACUCCGGGGAGCUCAGCGUGGCUCUGUACCAACACCUCCUGGGGCUCCAGGACGGCGAUUCCAGCCCGGAGCCGCCGGGAGCCGAGAAGGAGCUGAAGCUGCUGUGCUGCGACAUCGAUCCUGAGCUGAUCCGGAGGGCUCAGCAGCGCAGCCCCUUCCCUGCCUCCAUCUCCUUUGCCAGCCUGGACAUCAUGGAUUCCUCGGCCAGGGAGCCUUUCCUGAGCUCCUACCUGCAGCGCUUCGGCCGCUCCUCCUUCGACAUCGGCUUCUGCAUGUCCGUGACCAUGUGGAUCCACCUGAACCACGGGGACAGCGGUUUGCUGGAGUUCCUGGCGCUCCUGGCCUCGCUCUGCACCUUCCUGCUGGUGGAGCCGCAGCCCUGGAAGUGUUACCGGGCGGCCGCGCGCCGCCUCCGCCGCCUGGGCCGGGACGACUUCGAGCACUUCCGACGCCUGCGGAUCAACGGCGACAUGGCCGAGAGCGUCACGCGCAUCCUGACGCGGGAGUGCGCCAUGGAGCUCGUGCGCUCCUUCGGGAGCACCGCCUGGGACAGGAGCCUCCUGCUCUUCAAAGCCACCGGUGCCCGCCCCCGGGGCUCCCAGUGAGGAGCGCACCCGUGGGCUCGUGGAGGAGGAUCUGGGAAUUCUGAUGAAUUUCUGUAAAAACUGAGGUUUGGGGUGACAUCUACAGUUCUAUUUUUUGUCACUCCAGAAAGGCCAAAUUUCACACAGAAUUGCAUUUGGACUGAUCCAAGAACUUCCAGUUCCUGAGGUUCAAAAGGAGCCGCAGGAAGGAAUUUCGUCCAAACAUCCCACUGGCCCACUGGAUCUACAAUGGACUUUGAAAUCUUUGGAGGGAUGUUUUCUGGAAUCGGCCAUUUGCUCACUGGCAACCCCACUAAACAAGUUGAAAAAGGUUUCCCUGGUCUUGAGUGAGUCAGGCAGAUGGUGUCCAAACCUGAUGCAUUGGCUAGAGUUUCCCAAACAUUCUCUUUUGGUUGAGCCACGGGCAAAACUGCCGCAUUGCUCAAGGCAACCAAGGAGAGAAUGAGGCACAAGGAUAGUUCUUUCAUUUUCAAUGCCCUCUUUGACAAUGCGUCCUUGUCAGGGCCAGGCCUUGGCCUCCCGUGGGAAUCCGAGGAGUGUCUGUGACUGAUUUUUUUUGGGGGGUGGUUUUAAGCAGUUUUGUGGGGUGUGAAGUUGUUCGAGGAAGGGCGCCUGGAAUCCAAGUUCCUACGUGUGGUUUCCGUGUGCAUUCCCUGGAAUAAGAGGGAAUGUGCCCAAGGGAAUGUAGAAUGUCCUGACUGGAACGGCCUCAAAAGGAUCCUCGAGUCCAGCUCCUGGCCCUGCACAGGACAUCCCCAAAAAAUCCCACUAAUGCCAAAAUCCUGAUGCCCAAGUUGUCCAGACAUUCCCAGACGUCCAGAAUCAUGGAAUAUCCGGAGCUGAAAGGGACCUAAGAGUGUCACAGAGUAAUGGAGCAUCUGAAGUUGGAAGGGACCCAGCUGGGUCAUCAAGUCCAGCUCCUGGCCCUGCACAGGACAUGUCCAAAAAAUCCUACUAAUGCCAAAAUCCUGAUGCCCAAGUUGUCCAGACAUUCCCAGACCUCCAGAAUCGUGGAAUAUCCGGAGCUGAAAGGGACCUAAGAGUGUCACAGAGUAAUGGAGCAUCUGAAGUUGGAAGGGACCCAGCUGGGUCAUCGAGUCCAGCUCCUGGCCCCGCACAGGACAUCCCAAAAUACCACCCAGUGCCUGGGAGUGUUAUCCAAGCACUCCCUGAUGUCCACAGCUACGGAAUAAUCAGAGCUGAAAGGGACCCACAGGGAUCACAGAGUCAUGGAAGGAUCCCAAAGAUCAUCAACUACACUCCUGGCCUAGGACAACCCAAAAUCCCACUGAUCCCAAAAUCCCAGCACCCUGAGCUCUGGCCUUUUAGGGCUGUCACCAUUCCCUGGGGAGCAGUUCCAGUGCCCAGCACCCUCUGGAUGAGGAGCCUUUUCCCAAAAUCCACCCAAAACUCCCCGCAGGACUCAGGGGAGGCACCUGCAGGACAAUCCCCUCCCUGGGGCCGGCACCGCUGCCUCAACAAUCCCAGGACAAGAGUUCAUCCCUAACGCUCCAUGCUCCUGCUGUCCCAGGAAGGUGUUGGGGCUGGAGAGGUGGGAACAGCGAUGGAAGAGCCUGGAGGAGAUCCCAUGGAUCCCAGCUGCAGUAAGGAUCUGGAGAAUUCUGUCUGUUUUUAGCACUCUGCAUUUCCCAUACAGCUGAAAUGUGUUCCCAGUUUUCCUGAGGGUGGGACAGAGGGAAAUUCCAGCUGGGGGUGAAACCCACUCCUGCUUCUGGGACAGCAGCAAAGCUCUGCGUUGCUUCCUCGUGGAGGAGGAAUGCUCAUGGGAAACUGGAGAUCCCGGGCUCAGGGAAUGGCUGGGGUGGGAAGGGACUCCAAAUAUUUCCCCAUGCCACCCCUGCCAUGGGCAGGGACACCUCCCGUUAUCCCAGGCUGCUCCAAGCCCUGUCCAGCCUGGCCCUGGACAACCUGGCUCGGUUUCCUUGAGGGACCCCUGGGCUUGGUCACUCCAGGGUAGCUGGAGCAGGGCAGGAGAGGGAUGUCCCUGAUCCCAGGAUGGGCCUGCCAGGGCUGGCUGCUGCUGCUGCUGGGGAGCUGGAGCUUCCCUGGGAGAGCAGAGCUCCCCUGGAGCAUCUGGCUGUGCCUCGGGAAUCUCCUGAGCUCCGAGCUUUGGGAUUGUUCCCGGCCUCCAGCCAGGUCUGCCUCGGUUUUUGCAUCCCCAGGAUGGGUUUGAUUCCCUGGUGGGGAAUCUUGGCUGUGGGAUUGCACUGCACUUUUUGGGUUGGAAAACCUGAGGAGCUGAGCUGGAGCUGUGCCCUGUUCCAAUAAUCCCUGCAGGGAUUAAUUAGUCCCCUGCUGUGGGCUCAUUAAGCCUCCCCCUGCCCUCACUCUCCCCUUCCUUGCACGGAAGAAUCGAGGCAGGGCAGCUGAAGCAUCAAGCUCCAGGCAUUGGAGCUUCCACUUCCCAGGUAGUUCUGCAGGAGCUUCCAGCCCUUGGAGGCAGCGGGAUUGGGUUGGAGUCAAUGAAAUCCUUUUUUAUUUUUAUUUUGGAUUUCUCUUUACUGUCACUCCUGUCACACUCAGUGUCACCUCCUCUAAGGGACACUUUGCUGUCUCCCAGAUUCCUGUGCUGGAUGAGUACAAGGGACACAUUCCCAGGGGAAAAUGGAGUGUGGAACUCCAGGGCCCAAGCAGGAACUGGAGAGUGGCCAGAGGAAACAACCUGAGAGCACCAAGUGUCCUGGGGCUGCUCCUUUCCACAUCCAGAACUUUCUGAGGCAGCUGGAGAGGGAGUCCCCACCCCUGGAGGGAUUUCCCAGCUGUGUGGACGUGGUCAGGGUGGCCUUGGUCGUGCUGAGGGAUUCCAUGAUCUCAGAGGGCUUUUCCAACCCAAGCCAUUCCGUGAUUCUGUGGCCAUUUGCCGUUUCCAUGGCUGCUUUUCCUGAGCCCUUGGAGCAGAAGGAAUUCUUCAGACUCCUCAACUCAGCUGUGAUUCCUUCCCGUUCCUCCACCCCUGGCCCUGGCAGGGAUGAGUCCCUCCAGCAGCCCCUUUCCCAGAGCUCAUCCAGGUUUUCAUUCUCUUCUUCCCAAAUUUACCCCAUUCAGAAGUUUCUGCGAGCUCGCCCUUCCUAGAAUUGGGUUGGACUUCAGCAAAUGGAAUUGCAUUUCCUCACGGGGAAUGUCCAAGCCAGAGCUGGAUCAUAUCCAUAAAAGGCUUUCUCGAGGAGUUUGUUCAGCUGUGUUUGUUUGAUGCUGAGGUGUGGGCAGCUCCCACCCCAUGGAGCUCCUGGCUGGGAAAAUCAAUGGCAAUUCUGUCACUGCUAAAUUGUGGCUGCCCCAUCCCUGGAAGUGUCCAAGGCCAGGCUUGGGCAUGGCAAAAAAAUGGAUCAGUUCAAGUUCCAGAUUAAUCCAAGCAGUGCAGGAGUGGAGGGACCCACAUCAGGAGCUGGGAGUUGGCAGCAGCUUCCUGGGCCUGGGAACUUGUCCCUGCAGGUCCCAGGGCAGAGGUUUGGAUUUCCUUGGCUCAGCUCAGGGCAGGUUCCUUCUUGCUCCUCCUGUCACUUUGGAAUUACAGAAGAAAAGGGAGAGGUGGCAACUUGUGGAAAUCUGGGAAUCUAAUUCUGGAGAGCUGGGAAAAGAGCAGUCCCAACCCAGACACACUUUGGGAGUUUGGCUUUUCCCUCCUGGACUGGAGAGGGAGCAGAGCCCUGGUGGGAUCUUGGUGGGAAAACCAACCACAAAUCCAAGGCUGAGGCUGGGGUCACUCUGGACAUUUGCCCAGAGCAGCUGUGGCUGCCCCAUCCCUGGCAGAGCCCAAGGCCAGGCUGGAUGGGGCUGGAAGCAGCCUGGGACGGUGGGAGAUGUCCCUGCCCAUGGCAGGGGUGGGAUGGGAUGGAUUUGAAGGUCCCUUCCCACCCAAACCAUUCCAGGAUUCCCAGACGUGCUGCGGGCAGUCCCUGCUCCGCUGGGUUAUAAACGGAGAACUCGGCUCUUCCCUUCCUCAGGCUGUCAGUUCUGGAAGUGGAAGUGCCUUGGCCAUGAACCCUCGGGUUUAAUUUCCAGGUGGGAAGGGUUCCUUGGAGUCUCCAAGGCUUUAUCCUCCCUGGUCCUGGUGGAGAAGCUGGCACGUUGUGGAAGCUUCUCGUGGAGCUCCUCAAUCCCUCGCCGGGAUCUUGUUUCAGCACCUCAGCUUUCCCAUUUUAUUCACUUAAGGAACAAACUGAGGCAGGUUUGGUUUCCCCUUGGCACAGAAGUCCCUUGGAUCAUGACAGACAUGAUCUUUGCCACCAUUUCUUAGCCCAGGCUCAAGUCCUUGGAAUGGGUAAAUUCAGAGCAUCCUUGUUCCCAUGGAGCUGCGCCCACUGGAAAGAGCCACAGUCGUGAUCUGGGGUGGGGAUCUGCUUCCAGGGACUAUAAAAUGCUCUCAGGCCUUAUCUCUUCUGACCUGACAAUCCCAGUUCAACCAGGAUCAUAAAAUGCUUCUCG